AUGGCUGAAAGCAGAGAUGAGACAGCGGCAGAGAGCGCCCCGUCCAAUGGCCGCUUUACCAUCCGCUCCUUGAUCAGCACUGAGGAGAGCACCAAAUCUCAGUAUGGACAGCAAGAAACCCCAUAUGAUACCUUCAACCCCAACAACCUCACCCAUUCCAAUACCUUUUACAUGAGGACGUUUGGAUACAAUACCCUUGAUGCCGUCCCAAACUAUGAUCACUAUGCAAAUACCGAGAUGCCUGGAUGGGUGAAAAAAGCCAGGCCAACUUUAGAGGACCUUCACUCCAUCUUAAAGCAAGAUCAUCUGCAGCCUCCAGUGUAUGAAACCAGUAACGACUCUCCCGAUGGAGAAGCCGAGAACGUGGUGGAGAAACCAUCAUGGGAACCCAUCAGAUUUGGGUGGAUAAAAGGAGUAAUGAUCCGCUGCAUGCUGAAUAUAUGGGGAGUGAUUCUUUACCUCCGACUGCCUUGGAUAACAGCUCAGGCCGGCAUAGCGCUCACCUGGCUUAUAAUCCUCAUGUCUGUAACGGUCACCAGCAUCACAGGGUUGUCCAUCUCGGCCAUUUCCACCAACGGGAAGGUCAAAUCAGGCGGAACCUAUUUCCUUAUAUCUAGAAGUCUGGGACCAGAGCUGGGAGGAUCCAUUGGACUCAUAUUUGCAUUUGCUAAUGCUGUUGCAGUCGCCAUGCAUACCGUUGGUUUUGCAGAGACGGUUCGGGAUCUAAUGCAGGAAAACGGUGCAACCAUUGUAGAUCCUUCUAAUGACAUCCGAAUUGUUGGCAUCAUUACUGUGGCGAUCUUAUUAGGAAUUUCACUAGCUGGCAUGGAGUGGGAGGCUAAGGCUCAGGUUCUUUUCUUCAUUGUGAUUAUGGUGUCAUUUGUAAACUAUUUGGUCGGGACAGUGAUUCCGGCCACAGACGAGAAAAAAGCCAAAGGUUUCUUCAGCUACAGAGCUGACAUCUUUGCCGAAAAUUUUGUGCCUCAGUGGAGGGGCCCGGACGGCAGCUUCUUUGGAAUGUUCUCCAUUUUCUUUCCCUCCGCCACUGGGAUUCUAGCUGGAGCGAACAUCUCUGGAGAUCUAAAGGACCCAGCCGUGGCUAUUCCUAAAGGCACUCUGAUGGCCAUCUUCUGGACGACCGUCUCUUAUCUGAUUAUAUCUGCCACUAUCGGCUCCUGUGUGGUUCGAGACGCCUCCGGCAGUAUAAAUGACACCAUUAUUGAGGGAGGCACCAACUGUGUUGGGCUGGCAUGUGACUACGGAUGGAACUUCACCAGCUGCGCCCUUAAACAGAACUGUAAAUACGGGCUGAUAAAUUAUUACCAGGCUAUGAGCAUGGUAUCUGGAUUUGCUCCCCUUGUUACUGCUGGGAUUUUUGGGGCCACUCUGUCCUCUGCUUUGGCUUGUCUUGUCUCAGCCCCUAAAGUAUUUCAGUGUCUCUGUAAGGACAAUUUGUACCCGUUGAUCGGCUUCUUUGGGAAAGGAUAUGGGAAGAACAAUGAGCCAAUUCGUGGAUACCUUCUAACUUUUCUCAUCGCAAGCGCAUUCAUUCUGAUUGGUGAACUGAACACCAUUGCUCCCAUCAUCUCGAAUUUCUUUCUGUGUUCCUAUGCUCUGAUUAAUUUCAGUUGUUUCCAUGCAUCGAUCACUAAUUCACCAGGAUGGAGACCUUCAUUUAAGUAUUACAAUAAAUGGGCCUCCUUGUUUGGAGCAGUCAUUUCUGUCGUCAUCAUGUUCCUCCUGGCCUGGGAGUGCGCCCUGAUUGCUAUUGGCAUUGUCAUCUUUCUAUUGGCGUACGUCCUGUACAAGAAGCCUGAGGCAAACUGGGGCUCCUCUGUGCAGGCAGGAUCCUAUAACAUGGCUCUGUCUUACUGUGUGGGGCUUAACCAAGUGGAGGAUCACAUCAAAAAUUUCAGACCACAGUGUUUAGUCCUGACAGGACCUCCAAAUUUCCGGCCAGCUCUGGUGGAUUUUGUAGGAACAUUUACAAAAAAGCAAAGCCUAAUGAUCUGUGGGAACGUAAUCAUUGGCCCACGGAAACAAAAACUCCAAGAGCUGAACUCAGACGGCCAUGUCAAGUGGCUAAAUAAGAGAAAGAUUAGAGCCUUUUACACGGGACUGAUCGCUGAUGACCUACGCAGCGGGGCCCAGAUGCUCAUUCAGGCUUCUGGGAUCGGUUACAUGAAACCAAAUGUCCUGUUUUUAGGAUAUAAGAAGAACUGGCAAUCAUCUCACCCAAGAAAUGUGGAAAGUUAUGUGGCCAUCCUGCAUGAUGCUUUUGACUUUAACUGUGGAUUGUGCCUGCUGAGGAUGAAGGAGGGUCUGAACAUGUCCCGUGUCAUGCAAGCUCACAUAAAUCCUGCCUACGAGCAAAUGGAGGAACCAGCACUGAAAACUGCUGCUGAGAACGGAGCAGACUGCAUGCCUCAAGGAACAUUGGACCCAGAAGCUCUCACAGUCGAGCAGCAGGCCAGCACCAUUUUCCAGAUUAACCAAACAAAAAAGACCAUAGAUAUUUACUGGCUCUUUGAUGAUGGAGGACUGACGCUACUGAUCCCCUACCUUCUGACCCGGAAAAAGAGAUGGGAGAAAGUUAAAAUCCGAGUUUUUGUGGGAGGACAGAUCAACAGGAUGGAUGAAGAGCGUAAAGCGAUGAUCUCUUUGUUGAGUAAGUUCAGAAUUGGAUUUCAUGAGGUGCAUGUCCUACCAGAUAUCAACCAGAAACCACGGCCUGAACAUGUGAAGCGGUUUGAAGAUCUCAUCGCUCCGUACAUGCUGAACGACGGCUUCAAAGAUGAGGUCCUGGUAAACGAGAUGAGACGCGACUGUCCAUGGAAGAUAUCAGAUGAGGAAAUCAAGAGGAACAGGGCCAAGUCUUUGAGACAAAUCCGAUUGAACGAGAUCCUUCAGGAUUACUCCCGGGAUGCUGCACUGGUUGUCGUAGCAAUGCCCGUUGCCAGAAAAGGUAAAUGUCCCAGUUCUCUAUACAUGGCCUGGCUGGAGACCCUGUCCCAAGACCUGAGACCACCAGUUCUUCUAGUUAGAGGAAACCAGAAGAAUGUCCUAACCAUGUACUGCCAGUAAGAAGAGGUCCCAUACCAGACUCGCAAGAUGAGCAUUGCCUACAACAACUAACACCUUGCUUCGUCCUCGGCCUCUACCUGCCCCGUGCCUGCAUACUAAAUUAGUGCCAUUCCCACCGUAUAUUAAUAUUUUGUUAAAAAUGACCUAUUGUUUAAAUGAAUGUUUUAUGUUCAACAUAUUUAUAAUUUUCCAUGUCACGAUCUAUAUUUGGAAAAAAAGAUCCUAAAAUCCUGCAAGCCUAAUAAUAGGCUGACAAUUCCCGUUCUGUAGAGGUCACUUUUCAGCAGUCAUCUCAUCAUCACCAGAGGCAGGAUUACAAUGACAGAUAACACCUAUGUAUAGAUAGCACAGGGACCACCAUUUACAAUAGGGGAUGAUCACAGCUUAUCUACUCCCCCUACCUCCACAGUGACCUCUGCACAGGUCACGGACACAUGGCUAGAAGUCAAUGAACAUCUCCAGCCUAUUCUACCUACGGUCCAUGUGGCUAAUGGAAAGUAGAUGUCUAAAUGCUGUUCAGAACAGCUCGGGCAAGAUGGCCGCCCCCCAAAACAAUGUGCAGAAAACUGACUGAAGAAAUCUACCAUUCUACAAAAAAGGAAUAUGUAGAAGUAUCGGGUUUCCAUUAGUAGGUAUCGCCUUUAAAAUAGUUACACUAAAAGCCUAUGAUGAGAAAAGAAAGUAUAAAAUUUAAAAUUACAAGCAAUAUAAUAAAAACAUAUAUAUAAUAAAUGAAAAGUAAUACUAUGCACAUUAAAUGAACACUAUAUGUAAAAGAUAAACUAACUGUAAAAUACUAGCAGACCCCAAUUUUUUUUACUUUUAUAUCAGACUAUUUAUUUUAUAGUGAAUGGGACCCCGGGGAACAAGCAAAGUAGAGACGUCCUUGCCAUUUUGGGGCAGUUUUUGUCAUACUAGUGCUCACAGUCAUUCAGCUCCCAAAUAGCCACAUAUAACGUGAUUAAUGCUACCAUAUAGUGCCCACGUAAUUGCCAUAUAGCUCCAGUCCUGUCCACGGGGGUCCUGAGCAAUUGCCUUCCCCAAAAAAUAGUGCUGCAAAGAGGUGCACCUUAAUAUAUUAGCUAUAGUCAUUUUAAAAAACUUUCCUAGGAUAAGGCCAAGUAGCGGCUGCAGUAGAGCCGAUAUCCAAAAAUACCA
Messenger RNA from Bufo bufo (common toad), 4242 nucleotides. It is a transcript of the gene SLC12A3, whose product is annotated as solute carrier family 12 member 3. Gene Ontology annotation, molecular function: sodium:potassium:chloride symporter activity. NCBI's taxonomy places the organism in Eukaryota, Metazoa, Chordata, Amphibia, Anura, Bufonidae. Gene Ontology annotation, cellular component: membrane. The record is from RefSeq and is a predicted model, not a curated record. Bases 1 to 3084 code for a protein of 1027 amino acids. Gene Ontology annotation, biological process: sodium ion homeostasis; sodium ion transmembrane transport; cell volume homeostasis. The transcript is spliced from 26 exons.